Striga asiatica is the source of this 964-nucleotide messenger RNA. The record is from the annotation of a GenBank genome assembly. NCBI's taxonomy places the organism in Eukaryota, Viridiplantae, Streptophyta, Magnoliopsida, Lamiales, Orobanchaceae.
AAAUUUUACAACCAAAUUCAAGAAAGUACAAGCGUUAAUUAACUCAUUAGACAAAAGGGGGAAACACAUAUGAAAAUGCAAUUUUAGUGCUCGAGUGUAGAACGAACAAAAAAGCAAAGAAAAUGGAGAAGCUUUGGGACAGGAUAUGGAAAUUAAAGAUAAAGCCUAAGCUCAAGAUCUUUCUAUGGAGAAGUGUACACGAAUCUUUUCCUGUGGCUGGAAAUCUUCACAAAAAAGGGCAAAGGAGUAUCUUUGUUAGUGCAUGUGUGAUCCCUUUGGCGGACAGUGGCUUUAGAGGAAUUGCAGUGGAUGAAACAGGCUCGAUUUGCAGGAAUUGGGUUGUGUUUCUUCAUCACAGCUGUGACCAUUCAGAAUCUCUUUUAUUGGGAGUUAAGCACGCACUUUGGAGAGCGUUCUUGCUGGACCGAAAAUCUAUUUCAGUCAAAGUGGAUGAGAAAAUGGCUCAAGACCUCCAAGAAAGAAGAUCUUUGGAAGGAAGUUGCAGAACUUUGUUUGAAGAUAUAUGUUCUUCAAAAUUUAUUUUUAGUUAUGUUUCUUUCCUUUUUGUAGCUCAAGAGGAUUGGAUAGAUGAGUGUGCUUGUUUAGCUUUGAAUGUAGUGGAGUCUUCUAGCAGUCAUCAUUGGCUUGAUGUUUGUCCGACUUGGUCCUAAUUUUUCAGACCAAGUGUUUUGUACUCAUUUGUACUCAACAGUUAUUUGUGUUUAUGAGUAUAAAUUCCAGUGUUCUAAAAAUCGGCCUAGGCGGCGCCUAGGCGCUUGGCGGCAUUCCGUCGGCGAUAAAAAUCGGCUAGGCGGGCUCGGCGCCGCCUAGGCGGGGCUAGGCGGCUCUCGACAGUCUCAGCGGCUAGGCGGGUUCGGUGGCUUUGUCGGGCAUAGGCGGCAGCAGGCGGGGCUAGGCAGGACGAUGGCGGAGCUCGGCGUUUAGGUAACAGGUUGUUCUUUUU